AUGUCAGAUCAAGAAGGACGCACCUAUCCAAAGUUCGCAGACCUACCCCUCCGGAACGGGGAUCCGCCAGGUUCAGCAUGGGGCCUCUACGGCCCGUAUGAUCAACUCGGCCGUCUAAACCUCUUGACCAAAAAUGUCGUCCGUAAAGCAGCACAAAGCCAGAUCCUAACAGACUGCAAGUUCGACAAUAUAUCACAACUACUGAAAGAUCGACAACCAUAUCGCCAUGAGAUCAUCCAGUUAGAGCCCGGACGUGUACUUCACGAUGUCGUCGAAUUCAGCACACAGGGUGGAAGCCAAUGGGACGGUUUCCGCCACGUCUCAUACAGUAACGGGCUCUUCUACGGUGGAAUAACAAUGGACGAAAUGCUCUCAUGCGGCCUCAACGGAAUGCACAACUGGGCUCGCAAAGGCAUCGUGGGCCGCGGCGUCCUCCUCGAUUAUUACGGCUACAACCCAACCUACGACCCAUUAUCCCCGUCUCCAAUCUCGUCGCCUGCGCCAAGGCCCACGGUAUCGACUUCGCGCCAGGAGACGUCCUCUUCCUCCGCACCGACUUCGUCUCCGCACACAACUCUCUCCCCAACCACGAUCGACCCGCUUGCUUCGCCGAAGGCGCAGGACUCGAACAAAGCAAGGAAGCAUUUGGAUAUGGAAUCCGCAGUUCGCUGCCGUGGCGACUGAUUCUCCGGCUUUCGAGCGGUGGCCGGCGCCGGAGCGAGUUGCGCCUAUACAUGAGACGAUGAUUGCUGGGUGGGGAAUGCCGAUAGGGUUUGACUCUGCACUAGAAGGUGGCGUAGGUGAAGUGCUAACCGGGCUUGUAGGGGAAUCGAUCAAUCUGGAAGAGUUGAAGUGUGUAAGACGGAGGGCCAGUGGACAUU
Molecule: messenger RNA, 881 nt
Organism: Saitoella complicata NRRL Y-17804
Lineage: Eukaryota; Fungi; Ascomycota; Saitoellomycetes; Saitoellales; Saitoellaceae
Exons: 2
Coding region: 1-684 (227 amino acids)
Molecular function (GO): arylformamidase activity
Source: RefSeq, a predicted model, not a curated record